Messenger RNA from Zophobas morio, 797 nucleotides. RefSeq lists its product as uncharacterized. Bases 34 to 582 code for a protein of 182 amino acids. NCBI's taxonomy places the organism in Eukaryota, Metazoa, Arthropoda, Insecta, Coleoptera, Tenebrionidae. The transcript is spliced from 5 exons. The record is from RefSeq and is a predicted model, not a curated record.
CUAUUCACUGUCUAGUGGGGAAAAGAACUGAAAAUGGGAGACCUGAAAGGAUUAAUAACAAAUCUCAACUUUAUCCUAAAAAUAAUUGAAUUUAUUCUUCUUUUGAUCGCUGUAAUUAUUUGGGCUACAGAGCAAAUGACGUAUGGCUCACUGAAAGUGUACACUGUAUUUAACAGCUACCCACUAGUAGUUACCGCUUCAGCAACUUGGCUUAUGAUCACCCUGAUUUUUAUCAUUGUUUAUAUAGCGGGUGAUACAAAACCCAUCUUCGAAAUGCUAUUUAUUGGAUGCGGUUUCUUGAUGAACAUUAUAGGAGGCUUUGUGGAUAUCAUAUUUGGCAUUAAAGAGGAAGGCAAUUUUGCUGCGUUCUUGGUUCCCAUCAUGCUGCUUUUGGCUGGAGCUCUGUAUUCAUCAAAAUUCGUGUUGCGCAUUUCUAAAGAUGGAAGAUUAUACGAUUUUUCAAUUUUUUUACUUAUAUCAGUCAUAUUAAGAACGAGUCACCCCACUUUCUCGAAAAUAUUGCCAUUACCUAGUGCUGAAGGACAUUAUAUCCCAUUUUGCAUUGUCCGUACGGCGCCGUGACUGCGAGAGUGUUGUUUAUACCGCUGGUUUUUACUUUACAGAGAGUUUGUCGGAUUAUACUUCAAGAACGGGGGAAGUUCUGUCGAAAUAGCCUUGGACCAAUUUUUUAAUUAAAGACGAUAAUCUUUGUGUUAACUAAGAAAAAAGCUGUACAAUGAUACCUGGUUUUUCAGUUCAUACCUGCAUAGAGUUACGCCGGUAAAAUUUAAAAGAAC